Messenger RNA from Pyrenophora tritici-repentis Pt-1C-BFP, 1344 nucleotides. NCBI's taxonomy places the organism in Eukaryota, Fungi, Ascomycota, Dothideomycetes, Pleosporales, Pleosporaceae. The record is from RefSeq and is a predicted model, not a curated record.
AUGAACACACCUUCCACAAUUCUUGCUGCCAUCCCUCGACGUCUUCAUCUACAACCAGACCAUCCUCUCACUAUAACACGGAAACUCAUCGAAUCCCGCUUCCCAGGCUACAAAACGCAUAACGAGCUCUUCCCCAUCGUCACCACAGGGCAAAACUUCGACUCACUAGGCUUUCCCUUGGACCACGUCGGACGCAGUCGAACAGACACGUACUACCUGAACAAGGACACCGUACUACGAACCCACACUUCCGCCCACCAAGCCGAUACCUUCCGCAGCAACGAAAGCGAAGGCUAUCUCAUCAGUGCUGAUGUCUACCGCCGUGACGCCAUUGACCGGAGCCAUUACCCUGUUUUUCACCAGAUGGAAGGAGCACGAACAUGGAACCGGGAGCAAGCAAAAAAAGAUGGCAAGGACCUCGCCCAAAUCAUCUGGGAAGACGUAGAGGAUAUACCCAAGCACGACAUCGCCGUCGAAGACCCAAACCCGUCUUUCCACUCUGAGCGUAAUCCUCUACAAACAGGCCACUUACCAGAAGAAGUUGAAGCCAUAGCCGCCCAUCUAAAACGCAGUCUCGAAGACAUGGUCGUCACAAUUUUCAACGCUGCAAAAAGCGCCUCGGACACUACUUCAGAUACUCCCAACGAACCCCUCAAAGUACGCUGGGUAGAAGCCUACUUCCCCUUCACCUCACCCUCGUGGGAACUAGAAGUCUUCUGGCAAGGCGACUGGCUCGAAGUCCUCGGCUGUGGCAUCGUCUCCCAACCCAUCCUGGACAAUGCGUCAGUCUCCAACCGCGUAGGCUGGGCCUUUGGUAUUGGUCUCGAGCGCAUCGCCAUGCUGCUCUAUUCCAUCCCUGAUAUCCGUCUGUUCUGGUCAAGCGACGAGCGCUUCCUAUCGCAAUUCAGCGAACAGAAGCCCAUCCGCCGUUUCAUCCCCUUUAGCAAAUAUCCCGCAUGUUUCAAAGACGUGAGUUUCUGGCUCAAGAGCUCCUCAAGUGCUGCCGGCGGUGGAGGCGCUGCUGCCCAGGCACCGGGCAUUGUAUCAAGCAACCCGCCAGACGGCGACAACCCCAUCCCACCAGCCAGUCCCAUACCACCACCACAAUCCUCUUCCUUCCACGAGAACGACGUCAUGGAAAUCGCCCGCGAAAUCGGCGGCGACCUCAUCGAAGACGUGCGGCUAACAGAUCAAUUCGUGCACCCCAAGACUGGCCGUAGAAGCAUGUGCUAUCGCAUCAACUACCGCAGUUUGGAACGCACGCUGACGAAUGAGGAGACUAAUGAGCUGCACGAGCGACUGAGAAACGUGCUGGUCGAGAGAUUGGGCGUUGAGCUAAGGUAA